Messenger RNA from Phlebotomus argentipes, 743 nucleotides. RefSeq lists its product as uncharacterized. The record is from RefSeq and is a predicted model, not a curated record. The transcript is spliced from 3 exons. The coding region runs from base 175 to 705 and encodes 176 amino acids. NCBI's taxonomy places the organism in Eukaryota, Metazoa, Arthropoda, Insecta, Diptera, Psychodidae.
CUUUUCGCGGUGGAUCUCCAUCGUGCGCAGAAGAAGAUCUGCGAUUCUGGGAGGGAAGUGAGGUGGAAAAUUUUGCUGUCUUUGCUGAGAUAAAUAGAGAAAUAAGGAAAAUUCCAUCGAUCAGCGGUGUGAAAAGAUUUGCGGACUUCUCGUGGGAGAUUAACGCGCGCGAAGAUGGAUCAAAAUCGACCGAUUGUGGAUGAAAACCAAAUCCAACGAUCGCGAGAGGAGCGACGCACAACUGGGCGCAUUGUGGCAGUGAUCGUGGCCCUGUCAAUCAUCAUGUUGGCCUGCUAUCACGCGUGGAUAAGAAAGACUGCCGUGCUGGCCGGCGUGAUCAUUCCCGCGCUCAUCAUGGUCCUGUACACCGCCUGGGUGCUCUACACGGCCAAAAGGGACAAAUACAGGCGCAAUCUGGAGCUUCACGGAGCCGCCACUCUGGCUGAGGUGCUCUCCAUGGGACCGUCAUCGUCGUCCAAGAAGGACUCCGACGCCGAAUCGGGAAUGGCCAAAGAAGCUGAGCAGAAGUCAGCAGCCAACGAGAGUAGACAUCAUCAGCAGAAGAAGAAAUCUCAUCCCAAAGUCACUCUGCCAGAAAUUCCGCCGCAUUCAGGAAGUGGUGUGAGCGGGAAAACUGGAAAACAUCAUGAGAAGCAAGACAAUAGGCAUCAAAAGAUGUACAAUCGAAGUCAGUCAGCCGCUUAGGAGUUAUAGUAUUGUUUUACUGAGAUUAAAUGGAAUAA